AUGAUACUUACCAACGAAACUAAUCUUCAUUAUGCAGUUGUAAGGUAUAUAAGAGACAACCACACAGAUGCUGUAAUCGUACAUGGACUAGGUGAGUACCAAGAUACUGGCUCACGUAGAUGUGAUGCCUGGAGGAAGGGAUACAAAGGUGGACAGCCAGAUCUCAUACUAGCUAACCCAAUGAAUGGUUACACCGGAUUUGCAAUUGAACUUAAGUCCCCUAAAGGCACAGGCAUAAUAAGCGAAAACCAAAUGACGUGGCUGAACUUGCUACGAAAGAGGGGCUACAUGACACUUAUAUCUGAUAACUACGCAAAACCUGUUAUACAGCUAAAUGAGUACUUCAAACCAGACAACAGACAAGCAUAA
Messenger RNA from Paramuricea clavata, 369 nucleotides. Lineage: Eukaryota; Metazoa; Cnidaria; Anthozoa; Malacalcyonacea; Plexauridae. The record is from the annotation of a GenBank genome assembly.